This is a messenger RNA of Lactuca virosa, 426 nucleotides long. NCBI's taxonomy places the organism in Eukaryota, Viridiplantae, Streptophyta, Magnoliopsida, Asterales, Asteraceae. The record is from the annotation of a GenBank genome assembly.
AUGUGCUUCAAGUUUGUCUGCUGCUUCAAAGAUUCAGUCAUCUAUAGCCCCCGGACCUGCUAUUUGACCCCCCCAGCCACUGCACCAACUGUUCCGGCCUCUGAUGUUGCUCUGAACGCUGCUACUGUAGAACCCGCGGCAGCUGAAGAACCUGCUGCAACAACUGACUCGCAAGCAGCUUUCUCUGCUUUAUCCAUUCUGAUAGCUGCCUCCACUGUUCCUGCUUAUUUUGUUAAUCCUGGGUCUCUUCAAAUUGAAAAAGAAAACUCAAACAAACAAGCUCCGGUUGGUUUCUCAUGUGGUUUUAUUCGCAUGUCGGGCAUCCCAUCUAUGGAUGAUUCUUUAUCUCAUCCACCUGGUUUUCAAAUAUCAAUCAAAGAGAGAACGAUGUUUUCUCAAAGGGUUCUUUCAACACUGACUCAAUAG